CAGAAGCGAAAUCUCCAAGAUAGCGAGUUUCUCUUAUUAUUUUCUUUUUUCUUUUUCAUUUUCUCGCUACAGUCAGCGAAAACAAACAACAAACAGUUGGAACACGCAACACAUCACAACGACGCCAGACUUGUUUUUCCUCUUUUUCAAUUCUGACUCGAAAUAAACGACAAACCUGAGCAUGUUUCAGGAGACCGCCGCCGUGGCCACUCGGUGGGGGACUGAAGCGGUGGAGGUGCGGAUGAAUCACUGGACUAGGGAGCAGGAUAAGGUCUUCGAGAGAGCCUUGCUUUUCGUGCCGGAGGACUUACCGGACCGCUGGGACAAGAUCGCCGAGCAGGUUCCCGGCAAGUCAGCCGUCGAUGUCAGGGACCGCUACGAGGCUUUGGUCCGCGACGUCUAUGAAAUCGACUCGGGACGAGUCGAGGUGCCGAGUUACUCGGAUGACUCGGCGGGUAGUGGCGGCGGCGGUGGUGGUGGGGGAGGGUUGUCUUCUUGGGACUCAGCGAAUCAGAUCUCGUUCGGGUCAAAACCUAGGAAUAGCGACAACGAGAGGAAGAAAGGUACUCCUUGGACGGAAGAGGAACACAGAUUGUUUUUGAUUGGGCUAAAGAAAUUUGGGAAGGGAGAUUGGAGAAGCAUUUCAAGGAAUGUGGUUGUUACAAGAACACCUACUCAAGUAGCUAGCCAUGCCCAAAAGUACUUUUUACGCCAGAAUUCGGGGAAGAAAGAGAGGAAGAGAUCAAGCAUCCAUGACAUAACCACGGUGGAUAGCAACUCUGUGCCUGUGCCUGUUGAUCAGAAUUGGGUUGCUCCUCCACAGCAAGAGAUGCAGCAACAGCAACAGCAACAUCACCAGCACUUUAAUCCGCACAAUCAUGUGGGUGCUGGUGGGUUUGGGUAUUCAAACUACGGUGGCUUUUGAAUAUAGUUUUAGUGUUUUGUAUAUAGUUUUAGGUUUUCAUUCAUAACUUCUUAUUUGUAAAGGUUAUCGUUUUCUAGUUGACACUGUCAUAUUAGGAUAGUAUUAUUGCUAAUUGUAUUUAUAUAUUAGUUUAGAUUCCGUUUAAAUUCCUUUGUGAAUCUUAAAGAUAUAGUAAGGGGUUAGUUGAAACUAAUAGACACUUUUAGGAACGAAUACAACUGCAAUUGAAAAUUCUUUGUUUGAU
Messenger RNA from Arachis duranensis, 1169 nucleotides. Its product is annotated as transcription factor DIVARICATA. The coding region runs from base 182 to 925 and encodes 247 amino acids. The transcript is spliced from 2 exons. The record is from RefSeq and is a predicted model, not a curated record. Gene Ontology annotation, molecular function: DNA binding. Lineage: Eukaryota; Viridiplantae; Streptophyta; Magnoliopsida; Fabales; Fabaceae.